Messenger RNA from Alternaria metachromatica, 774 nucleotides. RefSeq lists its product as uncharacterized. The transcript has a single exon. The coding region runs from base 1 to 774 and encodes 257 amino acids. The record is from RefSeq and is a predicted model, not a curated record. Lineage: Eukaryota; Fungi; Ascomycota; Dothideomycetes; Pleosporales; Pleosporaceae.
AUGUCGAGCGAUACGAGACCAUAUACGAUUGAAAAUGGUAGUGUGGUGGAAACAUGCGUGCUCGAAACGCAGCCGGGGAUCAAAACAGUGGCCACGCCUACCGAUCUAUCGCGAGAGAUCUGGCCUCUCGGUGUCUUCGAGCAAAGACUCCAUAACGUCCAUCGGUCUUAUGGAUGCCCGGCAUUUGACCCUGACAUGGCCAACGAGCUCCUCAUCAACACCACAAUCUCAGCACUGGCCCUAAACCAGCGCUUCGACACCGUCAACGGCACAGAGACCCGCACCUUCAACAUCUAUCGCUUCGAGAACAAACUCGCCUUCUUUCUACCAUACGGUCUCUCACUCGCUCUAGCGAUACCAGUCCUCGUGCUAGGGCUCAUAGCACUCUACGUCCAAAACCACGGCGUCUCGGCUAUCAGUGGAGGUUUCAUGCAGCUUCUGAUGACAACUACUGGACGGGGUUCACUUGAAGCGGUGGUUACGAGGGGCUCGGGUACGCUGGGCGGAUACGAGAAUGUUUCGGAAGAGCUGCGUGGGAUGGAGGUUAGGUUUGGAGAACUCGUUGACGCUGGUGAGGAUGAAGUUAAAGAGACUGACACGCUUCUGAGCGGGCGUGAUGGGCUUGUCGAUGUGCAGAACGAUGAUAGCUCGCAGUCAGGUGUACGAAUUCUGUCCGGAACAGAGCGGUUCGAGAACAGCGUUUCUGUAACGCGAAGAGCCGGAUUCGGCACGGUCGAUGAAGUGAUACCAUUCAGGAAGGAAGCAGAACAGUAG